Molecule: messenger RNA, 713 nt
Organism: Sciurus carolinensis (gray squirrel)
Lineage: Eukaryota; Metazoa; Chordata; Mammalia; Rodentia; Sciuridae
Product: small acidic protein-like
Exons: 1
Coding region: 29-577 (182 amino acids)
Source: RefSeq, a predicted model, not a curated record
GGCAUUUCGCGUCGGGAUCCGCGCAACUAUGAGCGCUGUCAGGGAGUCUCACCCACACGGGGUGAAGCGUUCAGCCUCCCCAGACGACGAUCUUGGAUCUAGCAAUUGGGAGGCAGCAGACUUGGGCAAUGAAAAACGAAAACAAAAAUUCUUGAGACUUAUGGGUGCAGGCAAGAAAGAACAUACUGGUCGUCUUGUCAUAGGAGAUCAUAAAUCAACAUCUCACUUCCGAACAGGGGAAGAGGACAAGAAAAUUAAUGAAGAACUGGAGUCUCAAUAUCAACAAAGUAUGGACAGUAAAUUAUUAGGAAGAUAUCGACGACAUUGUGGACUUGGCUUCAGUGAGGUAGAAGAUCAUGAUGGAGAAGGUGAUGUGGCUGGGGAUGAUGAUGAUGAUGAUGAUUCACCUGAUCCUGAAAGUUCAGAUGACUCCGAAAGUGAUUCAGAGUCAGAAAAAGAAGAAUCUGCUGAAGAACUCCAAGCUACUGAGCACCCUGAUGAAGUGGAAGAUCCCAAAAACAAAAAAGAUGCAAAAAGCAAUUAUAAAAUGAUGUUUGUUAAAUCCAGUGGUUCAUAACUCCCAAACACUUAGUCUUUGUAUUAAAAGUAAGCCUUAUUGUUAUAAUGCACAGUGGAGGACUGCUUAUAGAGCACAGACCUUUGUAUUAUAAUUUUUAAAAGGCCCUUUUAAAUAAUUACAAAGUAUUUGCUUU